AUGGCGGCCUUGGAGACCGGCGAGAUGCUUCCGAGGAGGAGCGAAGAGGGCGCCGCUGCUGCCGCCACGAGCUUCCAGAGGCGAGGCGGGCGCUUGGCCUCUCUGCCAGGGACACGGCCCUCGGCGCGACACGGCCAGCUCCUCCUCUCCAGCGGCCUCCCUUCCCUGGACGCCGGGCUCGGUGGAGGUAUGGCAGUUGGAACACUUCUUCUUAUAGAGGAAGAUGUAUAUGGUGUUUACGCCAAUCUAUUUUUCAAGCAUUUCCUUGCAGAAGGAGUCAUCUGUGGACAAAAUUUAUUUGUUGCUUCUGAUAAAGAGGACCCUGCUGACAUCCUAAAGGAUCUUCCGUCACCUUUGUUGAAUACUUCUGUCAAUGUAAUGGAAGAAUUAGCAGCAAGAGCUGUGACAUCUAAGCAAGAAUCCCAGGAAUCCAUGAGAAUAGCAUGGCGUUACCAGAACAUACCAAAACUGGAGGUGACUCAGACGGCAUUUUCAAAAUUUGGGCACUAUUUUGACUUAUCAAAAACAAUGUCUCCAGAACUAAUCCAGAAUAUCACAUGGAAUGGUUUUUCGCUUUUUGAAGAAACAAAUUUUUGCCCUGAUGAGAAAUCAUGUGAAAUGCCCUGUGGUUAUACCAGAUUGCUUCAUUCCAUUCAGAAGGUCAUUUACCAGCGAGGAUAUGAUGGCUCUGGACCCCAGAAAAAAGAAAGGAACAUUUUAAGAAUUGGAAUUCAGAGCCUUGGAUCAGUACUGUGGGGUGAUGAUAUUUGUUGUACUGAAAAUCCACAAAGUAUUAAUAGACUCACCAAAUUUCUGUACGCUCUCCGUGGUCUCCUCAGAACAUCUUUGUCUGCUUGCAUGAUCACAGUUCCAGCUCAUCUCAUCCAGAAUAAAGCAAUUAUGGAACGUGUUAUAAACUUGUCUGAUACAGUAGUUGGCCUUGAAUCAUUUAUUGGCUCUGAGAGAGAAACCAAUCCAUUAUACAAGGAUUACCAUGGGUUGAUUCACAUACACCGGAUUCCUCAACUUAAUAGCUUGAUAUGUGAUGUGCCAGACACGAAGGACCUUGCCUUUAGACUGAAAAGAAAGCUCUUCGUUAUCGAGUCAUUUUCAACUCUUUGUGACCUCAUGGACCAGUCUACGCCAGAGCUCCCUGUCGGCCGUUGCCGCCCCCAGUUUCUUCAAGUUCAUGCCAGUCAUGUCAAGGAUACCGUCCAUUCAUCUUGCCCUUGGUUGGCCUUUCUUACUUUUUACUUUUUGCUUGUUCAAGUCAUACACCCAGCAAAACCAAUGAAAAUAUUUCUAUGGAUUUCUGCAACAGCGAUUGCAUUUGCCUCCAGACUUGUCAGACACAGUGAGCCGCACAAGCAAACAGGAUCUGGCAGAACCCACCAAAUUGCUGAGCUCAGGAUGUAGAGCAAUGGCCAUAGGCAAGGAGCACCUGGACUUCUAGAGAUUUCUACUUAGCAGUUUCACUUCGAAUUAUAUGACACUCUAAUUAUGACUGUUAAUGACUUAUGUAAAUAUUUUCUUAAAGAUUAUGACACAAUGGUCUAUUUUUAAGCAGCUAAAUUUUAAGUUGGAGACCUUAUUUUUGUUAUUUUUAAUUUUGAAUGUGUUGUUUUGGUUUGCUUUCUUUUUACUGUAGACACGUACAUCCUAAUUUUGUAAACCUAAUGUAGAUUGCUGUUUUGAAGGGUCAUAUUAUUUUCAAUUAACAUCAAUUUACCGGUUAUUAUUACAAUUUAGGAUAGUUGAUGAAACAAAGAAAAAUACAAUUGUAUAUGCUUAACCAAACUAUUGUACAUAUGUUUGAGCACUUUUGUAUUUUUGUAUCUGUAUUGUGAAUAAUAAAUAAAUUUAUGAAUUCUU
Anolis carolinensis (green anole) is the source of this 1872-nucleotide messenger RNA. RefSeq names its product elongator acetyltransferase complex subunit 4 (gene elp4). The record is from RefSeq and is a predicted model, not a curated record. Lineage: Eukaryota; Metazoa; Chordata; Lepidosauria; Squamata; Anolidae. Gene Ontology annotation, cellular component: cytoplasm; transcription elongation factor complex; elongator holoenzyme complex. The transcript is spliced from 11 exons. Gene Ontology annotation, biological process: tRNA wobble uridine modification. The coding region runs from base 1 to 1416 and encodes 471 amino acids.